Messenger RNA from Leptopilina boulardi, 1259 nucleotides. Its product is annotated as polyribonucleotide nucleotidyltransferase-like. The transcript is spliced from 3 exons. NCBI's taxonomy places the organism in Eukaryota, Metazoa, Arthropoda, Insecta, Hymenoptera, Figitidae. The coding region runs from base 614 to 1087 and encodes 157 amino acids. The record is from RefSeq and is a predicted model, not a curated record.
GGAGAAUCGAAACAUAUUCAAAGAGGAAUAUAAUUUUCACAAGCAGUAUAUUCCGAACUUCUUCGAAGCCCGAAUUCUUGUGCUUAAUUAUAUAAUUGUGUCCAACAAUUUUAUUUAAAAAGUUUAUUCUUUUUUUUAAAAAAAUUAAUAAUUGUGUUCAACAAUUUUAUUUAAAAAAAUCAUUCUUUUUUAUAAAGAAAUUAAUAAUUGUGUUCCACAAUUAAAUGUGCGAUGGUUAGAGUUAAAGGCGUCACAGUUCAAAGGGGUGGAGUUCGAACCCGAGGUGGGCGAGGACGGGGUGCAAAAACUCUUCAACCACCUUUACAUCUACCACCAAGUGUCCUAGACGACAAUACUUCGCAAUUAACAAAAAUUGUUGCAAAAGCAACAUUGACAGCAUUAAAUGCUUAUUUUCAAAAAAAAGAUGAAAAAAAAAGAAGAAGAAGAAGAAGAUGAUGAGAAUAAUAAAAGAAAGAAAGGGAAAAAACAAAAAGAAGAAGAAGAACAUAAAAAAAAGAAAACGACGACGAAGAAGAAGAAGUAGAAGAAGAAGAAGAAGAAAUAGAGGACGAAGAAGAAGAUAGGAAUAGACCAAUUUUAAAAAAAAAAUACGAUGGAGGAGAAUAUAGAAAAAGCAACCUUCCGCCGUACAACAAAAAAUAAAUUAAACAAGAAUGUCAAAAAUUAUAACGACGAUUACUAUGACGAUGGGAGAGACGAUUGUUAUGUCGAUCGAAGAAGUGAUCGAUCGUACAAACAGUAUGACGAUCGUCAUAGAUCAUUUGUAGAUCGACAGUAUGAUCGCCAUGACGCUCGUCGUCAUAACGAUCAAUACGUCGAUAAAAAUAAAUAUCCUUAUGACGAUCGUCAUACAUAUACGGGAGAUCACUUAUAUGACAGACAUACCAAUCGAAACGUCUACCAGAGAAACGAUCGUUACGACGAUCGUCAUAGUGAUCGAAGGUAUCACCAGACAGAUGAUCGUCAAUACAGACGAAUGGAAGAUCGGCGGGACGAUCAUCGUGACGAUCGUCGUGACGAUCGUUUCUCUACGAGACGGGACUAUCGUUAUUAUAAUCGUCGAUAAAUAAAAAAAAGUAUUUUAAAAAUUAAGAUAACGAUAUUAUUUAUUACUAAAAUAAAAAGAAAAAUAUUUUAAAUAAUUUUUUAAAAAAUAUUUAUAUAUAAGUUUCAAAUUUAAAUGCUGAAUAUAUAAAUUGCAUUUAAAAUUAAAACCAAAAAAAUUUUAAAAGCCAACA